AUCUGUUAUCAAACAGUAGAUUUGCUAUCAACCAAAGAACAGAGCACUUGGCUUAGGAGGCUGCUUGUGAAUUUCACUUUCCACAAUGUCAUUUGAAAGGCAUUCAGGUCCGCGCCACUACACUGCGGGCACAAUGUCCGGAAGUUUUGAUUGCCACUACUGCAGAGCCCCGCUCCAAGGAAAAAAAUAUAUUGAGAAGGAUGGACACAACACCUGCGUGAAGUGUUUUGACAAAAUAUGUGCCAACACCUGUGCAGAGUGCAGGAAGCCUAUUGGAGUGGAUUCCAAGGAGCUGCAUUAUAAGAACCGAUACUGGCACGAUACCUGCUUCCGCUGUGCUAAAUGCUAUCACCCUCUGGCCAAUGAGCAAUUCAUUGCUAAAGACAAUAAAAUCCUGUGCUCCAAGUGUACCACCAAGGAGGACUCCCUUCGCUGCAGUGGCUGCCACAAGCAGAUCCAACCAGGAGGACGCAAUGUUGAAUACAAGGGCAGCGCCUGGCAUGAAGAAUGUUUUACCUGCAGUAACUGCAAGCAGGCCAUUGGAGCAGGAAGCUUCUUUCCCAAGGGAACCGAUGUCUACUGUGUGACAUGCCAUGAGCAAAAAUUUGCCAAGCAUUGUGUAAAGUGCAACAAACCCAUUGCAUCUGGUGGCAUAACAUACCAAGAUCAGCCUUGGCACGGUGACUGCUUUGUGUGUGAAACCUGCCAUAAGAAGCUCGCUGGCCAGCGCUUCACUGCAGUGGAGGAUCAGUACUACUGUGUGGAUUGCUACAAAGCCUUUGUGGCCAAGAAGUGCUCUGGAUGUAACAACCCCAUCACAGGGUUUGGAAAAGGAUCCAGUGUUGUCAACCAUGAAGGCAAUACCUGGCAUGAAUACUGUUUCACCUGCAAAAAGUGCUCUCUUAACCUGGCUAACAAGCGCUUUGUGCGCCAUAAUGAGCAAGUUUACUGUCAAGACUGUGCCAAAAAACUGUAAAAGGGCUAUGGGAAGCAUCCACUUGAUUCUUUUCCCAUUAUAAUUACCAAAUAGAAGGCUUAAUAUACAUCAUACAACUUCCAUGUUACUGUUUUGUAGUGUUUUCUGUGAAUGGAAAUGUAAAACUGCAUGGCUUCCUUUAUAUUUUCCACUAGAGCGAAUCGAAAUCUUCUAUAUACAUAUAAAGCAACAAUGAAUGGCUUGAACUGUAGAACCUCAUUCUUAAAACAUAGUUCAAUGGAUUUGCUGCAGUUAUCUCCUGCUUUUUAUCUGCAUAUGGAAAGAUAGAGCUACAAUGUGUGUAUAUACUGUUUAUACAUAUACACAUAUAUAGUGAGUGGAAUUCAUGCCUGAAAGAAUUGCAUGUGUGCUUACAAUUGAUAGAUUUGUAUAAUUUGCAUGUAGUUCUUAACAUCAGUAAUGCAAUAAAUGCCAUCCAUGAUACUA
Molecule: messenger RNA, 1423 nt
Organism: Xenopus laevis (African clawed frog)
Lineage: Eukaryota; Metazoa; Chordata; Amphibia; Anura; Pipidae
Gene: fhl1.S
Product: four and a half LIM domains 1 S homeolog
Exons: 6
Coding region: 86-976 (296 amino acids)
Biological process (GO): muscle organ development
Cellular component (GO): cytoplasm
Molecular function (GO): transmembrane transporter binding
Source: RefSeq, a predicted model, not a curated record